This is a messenger RNA of Microtus oregoni (creeping vole), 809 nucleotides long. RefSeq names its product spermatogenesis associated serine rich 1 (gene Spats1). NCBI's taxonomy places the organism in Eukaryota, Metazoa, Chordata, Mammalia, Rodentia, Cricetidae. The record is from RefSeq and is a predicted model, not a curated record. The transcript has 8 exons. Bases 1 to 801 code for a protein of 266 amino acids.
AUGGAGUCGUCCAAGGGUGCCAAGCACAGUGAUGUUCUAGAGUCCAGGGGUUCCUUGGCCAGUAGGACAGCCUCUGAUGGAAGGACCAGUCUUUCAUCUUCUGAUGAAGUAGGUUGGAGAGACACUGAGCCUCCAGGACCCCCUGGAGGGUUGAUUCACUCUGACACAGCGGCAGAGAUGGGUCAGAAGUCUUCCUCUUCCUCCUCCUCCUCUUCCUCCGCAUGGCCUAGUCGCCCCUCUCAAGUUUCACUGCCUGGGUUCCAGAAGGAAAAAUACCCUGAGGAACUCAGCCUGCUUAAGUCACAGACAAAAGAUGGGCAGCGUCCUGAGUGGACAUUUUAUCCGAGGUUUAGCAGCAAUCUCCACACCUACCACGUUGGAAAGCAGUGCUUCUUCAGUGGGGUCUUCCGGGGCAACAGGAGGUCUGAGGCCGAGAGGACCCUGGACAAGAGCCUCGGGAAGAAGAAGUAUGAUAUUGAUCCCAGAAAUGGAAUCCCAAGGUUAACACCAGGGGAUAACCCAUACAUGUUCCCAGAGCAGAGUACGGAGUUCUUCAAAGCGGGAGCAACUCUGCCACCAGUCAACUUUUCACUGGUUCCUUAUGAGAAAAAAUUUGAUACAUUUAUUCCACUGGAGCCUCUUCCUCAAAUCCCCAACUUGCCUUUCUGGGAGAAGGAGAAGGCCAACAACUUGAGGAAUGAGAUAAAAGAAGUCCAGGAGUUGGAUAACUGGCAGGCACCGCCACCCUUCCUACACAGUGUUUUCUUCUCUGGUGCUUUCAUCCUUCCAAGACAUCCCUGAGCAGAAAC